Messenger RNA from Dipodomys spectabilis (banner-tailed kangaroo rat), 2646 nucleotides. RefSeq names its product transient receptor potential cation channel subfamily V member 2 (gene Trpv2). The coding region runs from base 254 to 2533 and encodes 759 amino acids. Gene Ontology annotation, molecular function: calcium channel activity; protein binding. Gene Ontology annotation, cellular component: membrane. The record is from RefSeq and is a predicted model, not a curated record. The transcript has 15 exons. Gene Ontology annotation, biological process: calcium ion import across plasma membrane. Lineage: Eukaryota; Metazoa; Chordata; Mammalia; Rodentia; Heteromyidae.
GCGAUGCUGAUAGGGCAGAAUUCAACCUCCAUUGGCCAGGCGAUUCUGACAGGGCCGAAUUCAACCUCUAUUGCUCGUCCACAGCUGGAAGCUGGGGAGGCUCGUGGGGUUGUCUGUGUUCGCCCCUCCCAGCUGCAUUUCCUCUCACAGACCCCGCCUGCCUCCGGGGCAGAGAGAGAGAGAGGAGCGAGGCUCCUGGAUCCCAGCGGAGCACAGCCGGCCGCCACCACGCCCUGGCCUCAGCCGACCAAGGAUGACUUCACCAUCCAGCCCUCCAGCUUUCAGACUGGAGACAUCGGAUGGAGAUCAAGAAGAUGGCACUGAGGUGGUCAAAGGAAAGCCUGGGCCGCCCCCAAUGGAGUCGCCAUUCCAGGGCGAAGACCGCAACUUCUCCCCUCAGAUCAAAGUGAAUCUCAAUUACCGAAAGGGACUAAAAGCCAGACAGCAGGACCCCAAUCGCUUUGACCGUGAUCGGCUUUUCAGCAUAGUUUCCCGAGGUGCCUCUGAGGAUCUGGCUGGACUACUUGAGUACCUACGCCGGACCAGCAAGUAUCUCACUGACUCGGAAUAUACAGAGGGCUCCACAGGGAAGACAUGCUUGAUGAAGGCUAUGUUGAACCUUCAGGACGGGGUUAACGCCUGCAUCCUGCCACUGCUUCAGAUUGACCGGGACUCUGGCAAUCCCCAGCCUCUGGUCAAUGCCCAGUGUACAGAUGAGUACUACCGAGGCCACAGUGCCCUGCACAUUGCAAUUGAGAAGCGAAGCCUGCAGUGUGUGAAGCUCCUGGUAGAGAAUGGGGCUAACGUGCAUGCCCGGGCCUGUGGCCAUUUCUUCCAGAAACACCAAGGAACUUGCUUCUAUUUUGGUGAGCUGCCUCUCUCUCUGGCUGCGUGCACCAAACAAUGGGAUGUGGUGACAUACCUCUUGGAGAAUCCAUAUCAGCCAGCUAGCCUGCAGGCGGCCGACUCCCUGGGCAACACAGCCCUGCAUGCUCUGGUGAUGAUCGCAGACAACUCGCCUGAGAACAGUGCUCUGGUGAUCCGCAUGUACGACGGGCUUCUCCAACUGGGGGCCCGCCUGUGCCCCACGGUGCAGCUUGAGGACAUCCGCAACCUGCAGGGCCUCACACCCCUAAAGCUGGCUGCCAAGGAGGGCAAAAUUGAGAUUUUCAGGCAUAUCCUGCAACGGGAGUUUUCAGGACUCUGCCAGCCCCUGUCCCGGAAGUUCACUGAGUGGUGCUAUGGACCUGUGCGGGUGUCGCUGUAUGACCUGGCCUCUGUGGACAGCUGGGAAGAAAACUCAGUGCUGGAGAUCAUUGCCUUUCAUUGUAGGAGUCCGCACCGACACCGUAUGGUGGUUUUGGAGCCACUGAACAAAUUGUUGCAGGCCAAAUGGGAUCUGCUCAUCCCCAGGUUCUUCCUCAACUUCCUGUGUUAUCUUGUCUACAUGCUUAUCUUCACCAUUGUUGCCUACCACCAGCCUGCCCUGGAUAAGCAGGCCCUCUCUCCAAUGAAAGCUACAGCUGGAAACUCCAUGUUGCUGUUUGGCCAUGUUCUGAUUCUGCUUGGGGGGAUCUACCUACUCUUGGGCCAGACGUGGUACUUCUGGCGCCGCCGCCUGUUCAUCUGGAUCUCGUUCAUGGACAGCUACUUUGAAAUCCUCUUCCUGGUCCAGGCCCUGCUCACCGUGCUGUCGCAGGUUCUGUGUUUCGUGAACAAUGAGUGGUACCUGCCCCUGCUUGUGUCCUCCCUGGUGCUGGGCUGGCUGAACCUCCUUUACUAUACACGAGGCUUCCAGCACACAGGCAUCUACAGUGUCAUGAUCCAGAAGGUCAUUCUCCGGGAUUUGCUCCGUUUCCUGUUGGUCUACUUAGUUUUCCUUUUCGGCUUUGCUGUAGCCCUGGUGAGCCUGAGCCGGGAGGCCCAGAUCACGGGAGUCCCUACAGGUGACAAUGCCACAGAGGCGGCCCAGCUCAGCGCAGGACAAGAGGAGGAAACCCCGUACAGGGGUAUCCUGGAUGCCUCACUGGAGCUCUUCAAGUUCACCAUCGGCAUGGGCGAGCUGGCCUUCCAGGAGCAGCUGCGCUUCCGUGGGGUGGUGCUGCUGCUGCUGCUGGCUUACGUGCUUCUCACCUACGUGCUGCUGCUCAACAUGCUCAUUGCCCUCAUGAGCGAGACUGUCAACAGCGUGGCCACAGACAGCUGGAGCAUCUGGAAGCUGCAGAAAGCCAUUUCUGUCUUGGAGAUGGAGAAUGGCUAUUGGUGGUGCAGGAGGAAAAAGCAGCGGGCAGGUGUGAUGCUGACGGUCGGCACCCGGCCUGAUGGUAGCCCAGACCAGCGCUGGUGCUUCAGGGUGGAGGAAGUGAACUGGGCUUCGUGGGAGCAAACACUGGCCACCGUGUGUGAAGAACCAUCAGGGGCAGGCAUCUCUGGCUCUUCGAAGAACCCCAUUUCAUCCUCUCAGCCUGUGGAGGAUCAGGAUCGUGACUCAGAGAAAGAUCAUCUGCCCCUCCAAGUACUCCAGUCCCACUGAUGAACCAGAUGUAGUAGAAAGCCAGCAGUGUAGAACGGACAAUCCUCCUAGUUAUACCUGCCAGCUCUCGGGCUCUUGAAUUUUGGUUGUAAAUAUAAAUAUAUAUAUAUAUA